AUGGGAAACAGAAUCAACCGGGAGCCCAUCCAGUGAUAUCAACGUAGAGCCCACCCUGUUCCCAGUCUUCGUCUCAAUUAUCUUCCUCUAUAAAGUUUCCUCAAGCCAGUGGAGAAGAAGUUGAAGCAGUAACAAAGCGGCAGCUAGAGCUCAGUAACUUCCAUGGCUGAGAACGGUGAAGGGAACGCCGAUCAGUACGCCAAGGAUGGCUCAGUGGACCUCAGGGGCAACCCUGUGCUCAGAUCAAGAAGAGGUGGCUGGACUGCCUGCUCCUUUAUCGUAGUGUACGAGGUGUUCGAGAGAAUGGCGUACUAUGGGAUAUCGUCCAACCUGGUGAUAUAUUUGACGAACAGGCUACACGAGGGCACGGUGGAGGCGUCCAACAACGUCACCAAUUGGGUGGGCACUGUGUUUUUGACGCCGGUGAUCGGGGCCUACAUAGCCGACGCUUUUCUCGGCAGAUAUUGGACCUUCCUCAUCGCCUCCGCCGUCUAUCUCUCGGUAUACACGUACACACAUAUAUGUAAAUUUGGCAUGUGUUUGUUGACGCUGGCAGUGUCCGUCUCCCCGCUGAGACCAGCCGACUGCAAGGAGAAUUGCGAGCCAGCUUCGACAUUGCAGUUGUCUGUGUUCUUCGGAGGUCUCUACAUAAUUGCUCUAGCAAACGGUGGAACCAAGCCCAACAUCUCCACCAUCGGAGCUGAUCAGUUCGACGAGUUCGACUCCAAGGAGAGGAUGCACAAGCUCUCCUUCUUCAACUGGUGGACGUUCAGCAUCUUUACGGGCACAUUGUUUGCCAACACGUUUCUGGUCUACAUACAAGACAACGUGGGGUGGACUCUGGGCUAUGCAAUCCCAACUCUGGGUCUGAUGAUCUCCAUCAUCAUCUUUUUGGUCGGCACGCCUUACUAUAGGCACAGGGUGCCCCAGGGAAGUCCAUUCACGAGGAUGACUAGGGUCAUAGUGGCUGCCAUCAGGAAAUGGAAGGUUCCUGUUCCUAACGACCCGAAGGAGCUUCACGAGCUUGAUUUGGAAGUGUACGCAAAGAGGGGAAAUUUCCGAGUCGACUCCACCAAUUCGUUAAGGUUUCUCAACAAAGCAGCUGUGAAAGAUAGCCCAGGCACUCCGUCGAUGGUUUGCCCUGUGACGCAAGUGGAAGAAACUAAGCAAAUUCUGCGGCUGCUGCCGCUCCUGCUCGCCAUGUUCAUCCCCUGCGCCGUGAUCGCACAGACCAACACUCUCUUCGUCAAGCAAGGAACCACAUUGAACCGUCACAUCGGGCCACAGUUCCAGAUCCCCCCGGCUAGUUUGGGAGCAUUCGUAACCAUUUCCAUGCUCCUGUGUGUCAUCCUUUACGACCGUUUCUUAGUCAAGGUGAUGCGAGCUUGGACAAAAAAUCCAAGAGGGAUUACACUGCUCAAGAGGAUGGGAGUUGGACUAGUUUUGCAGAUCGUGACGAUGUCGAUUGCAUCACUGACAGAGAGAAGAAGGCUGAGCAUUGCGAGAAGCCAUGGGCUAGAUAAAGCAGCCGGGCAAGUUCCGGUUACCAUCUUUAUGUUACUCCCUCAGUUUGUGCUCAUGGGACUAGCAGAUGCUUUCAUGGUGGUGGGGAUCAUAGAGUUCUUUUAUGACCAAGCUCCAGAAAGCAUGAAAAGUCUGGGAACUUCCUACUCCUUGACAGCUUAUGGCGUUGGCAAUUUCCUCAGUAGCUUUCUCCUCAAACUUGUUGCUAAAAUAACUAGCAGCAGAGGAAAAGGUUGGAUAUUGAAUAAUCUUAAUGCCUCACAUCUGGACUACUACUACGCAUUCCUCACCCUCCUUAGUGUCCUCAACUUCAUCUACUUCUUGUAUGUGUCUAAUGUUUACUCCUACAAGUCAGAAAGGUGGGAGGAAAAAGUAGCAUUAGAUGAUCAGAAGGCAGAGAAUGGCUGAUAUACUUGUUCAAGAAUCGUCUACUGAAGCAAUAAACAAUUCGAAGACUGGAUCAUCAUAUCUGU
Zingiber officinale is the source of this 1997-nucleotide messenger RNA. RefSeq names its product protein NRT1/ PTR FAMILY 5.2-like. The record is from RefSeq and is a predicted model, not a curated record. Gene Ontology annotation, molecular function: tripeptide transmembrane transporter activity; dipeptide transmembrane transporter activity. Bases 163 to 1932 code for a protein of 589 amino acids. Gene Ontology annotation, biological process: dipeptide transport; transmembrane transport. Gene Ontology annotation, cellular component: membrane. NCBI's taxonomy places the organism in Eukaryota, Viridiplantae, Streptophyta, Magnoliopsida, Zingiberales, Zingiberaceae. The transcript is spliced from 3 exons.